This is a messenger RNA of Esox lucius (northern pike), 1785 nucleotides long. RefSeq lists its product as uncharacterized. Gene Ontology annotation, biological process: interleukin-15-mediated signaling pathway; T cell activation; positive regulation of ERK1 and ERK2 cascade. The coding region runs from base 71 to 1519 and encodes 482 amino acids. NCBI's taxonomy places the organism in Eukaryota, Metazoa, Chordata, Actinopteri, Esociformes, Esocidae. Gene Ontology annotation, cellular component: external side of plasma membrane; membrane raft. The record is from RefSeq and is a predicted model, not a curated record. The transcript has 8 exons. Gene Ontology annotation, molecular function: MHC class II protein binding; protein tyrosine kinase binding.
AGCACUAAGACAGCGGAGAUAGAAAAGGAGACCAAAAAAAAGAUUACCAGAAGGAAGAAAACCAGAGACCAUGUGGCAGUUUAUCGUUUUCUGGGGAAUGUCACUGUUGGCGAGAGGUGGAUGGUGUCAGUGUCAGUCGGGUUACUCCGAGGUGUACGCCGAGGCAGGGUCCCAGGCCGCGUUGCCCUGCGUGUGUCGUCCCUCAUCCCUCUCCGCAGCCGUCGUCCACUGGAGCAGGGACUCUAAGGGGACGCUGUGGAGAAAGUCCAGGAGUGGACUGGAGUACCGGGGUUCGGGAGCAAAGCGUGUCCAGAUCCCCCACUCACAGGUCGGCGCUGGAGAGUACACCAUGUAUAUAAACAACGUGAGCAGAGAGGAUGGAGGAAACUACACCUGCACGGUUCUGGACAGAGAGAAAUCCAUCUCCCAAAAAGUUCUCCUGAGGGUCAUCAAAGUGUCCAUCUCCCCACAGGCUCCACUAGAGAGCAUCAACAUCAAGAUAUUCUGCAGUGUUCACCCAUGGCCAGCAGGGGUGACAGUGAGCUGGAAGCUCAAUGAGGAGAUGGUUAAUCCUGAAGGCUCAGGUUAUGCCCUUCGGACAACCCAGGUGGGUGUUUUAGAGGGAAAGGCCUCGGCGAGCAUGGCGGGGAACUGGAGCUGUGUUAUCAGCUCCCACGGGAAGAAACAAGGAAAUUCCUCCGCAGCCUUAACAGUGAGAGGUAUCGUCAGUCCCUCUGGUGACAGCGUCAAGGUAUACGCUGAGGUGGGGUCUGCCGUCACCCUCCCCUGUGUGUUCUCCCAUGGACUCACCCCAUUGCAUUCGGUUUGGGAGAAGCUGGACACCCUUGGUUCUGUUCUCCCGCUGUCUCCCUCUUUUAAGCAGUCCACCCUGCCCUCCCUCCCCCCCUGGGAUGUGUCGGUGCAUAUUGAGGAGGUGAGGCAGGAAGAUGGGGGCAGGUACAGGUGCUCUGCGAUUGUGGAGGGACGUUUGAUGGCCAGGGAGAUGCAGCUGGUGACCGCCCACGUGCUCGUCAAUGAACCAUCAACCCAGAAGGCCUCGUUCACAUUGACCUGUCACCUCAGCAACGCCAGCGGGGUCAUUGACUACGAUUGGGUCAGAGUGAACCCAAACAAUAGCAAUAGCACACAGUCAGUGAGCUCCAUCCAGACGGGGAAGGACCUGAGGAUCAGCAGGGUGAUAGACAGUUACACCGACCAAUGGGUUUGUCGAUUCCAUGGAAAACAAGGAGUUCUUGGGAACGCAACAUUCCACCUACCUCAGAUGAGUGGUCUGAUGGGAGAGGCUGAACCCGAGGCUUCCAGUAUCAAAGUUGUGGUGGUCAGCCUGGGUUUCUGUCUCUUGGUGCUGCUGUUGGUAUUGGUGCAGAUGUACAAGAACCAUCGCAGACGUAAAAUGAUCCUGCAGUAUCCUGCCCUGGAGACCAUUGUUCACUCAACCGCUAAUGAGAGAGAGGACAGAGAGAGAAACCAAGUGAAAGCAGACCAGAUGUCAAAAUAGAGCAUGGAGUCUCCUGUCGGUCACGCUGAGAAGCCAUGUUACAUUUUAAAAGUGAUCAUAUGACAUAAUCAUGGAUACUAUUAGUUGGGAGAUGAUUCAAAUGUUCUGCAUGUGCCUUAUGUCCCAUACAGUAUUUUAGCAGUACUUCCAUUCCUUACUUUGUAUAUAAUUGUAUAUAAUUAAUUCUGUAUAUAUGUGCCCUGUUUGACACUACCUGCACAUAAACCACAUAUUCCCAAUACUUUUCUAAUAAAAUGAUAUCAACA